Molecule: messenger RNA, 1305 nt
Organism: Blepharisma stoltei
Lineage: Eukaryota; Ciliophora; Heterotrichea; Heterotrichida; Blepharismidae
Source: the annotation of a GenBank genome assembly
AUGGAGUCUGAUAAGAGCUGAGUAGACAAGUAUAAAGUCCUUAAAACUUUAGGCAGAGGUGCAACCUCUAAAGUUAAACUCGUCCAAAACACAGAAACUGGUGAGAUGCUGGCUUUAAAGGUUAUUCGACCUGAUAGGCUUUCCAGCAUGGAAACAGAGCUUGAUGUUCUUCAAAAUGUUUCUAAUCACCCCAACAUUAUCAAACUACUAGACUAUUCUAAAUCUGCUGUUUAUCACAAAAAGCAAGAGAGAACCAAAUUCGUUUCUUAUAUCGCUUUAGAAUUAGCUAAAAACGGAGAAAUCUUUGAUUUUGUGUUUAAAUUAGGUGCAUUUCCUGAACCUAUUUCUAGAUUUUAUUUCAAGUGUUUGCUUUCGGCUGUUGAAGCAUUACAUAGUGCAGGGGUGGUUCAUAGAGACCUUAAACCUGAAAAUAUUUUUUUGACUGAAAAUUUUGAGCUAAAACUUUCAGAUUUUGGAUAUGCUGGACCUACAAGUGGGAGAGAUGGAUCAGGGCAGCUUAAUACGUUCAAAGGCACGAGACCAUAUAUGGCUCCAGAAAUACUGGAAAGAAAGCCAUAUCGAGGAAUCUCAACUGACUUAUUUUCGUGUGGGAUUAUUUUAUUUAUUUUUAUGCUUGGGAGGCCUCCAUUUGCUAGGGCUGAAAGACAAAACCCUCACUUUGUCCACAUUUUCAUGAAAAACUGAGAAAGGUUCUGGAAAGUUCAUAAAAGUCCGCCUGGGACUCCUGAAAUUUCUGAAGAAUUUCAAAAUUUUAUUCAAAAAAUGUUGUGCUACGACCCAGAAGAAAGAAUGAGCUCAGAAGAAAUCAAAAAUCAUCAAUGGUUCCAAGGCCCAACAGCCACAUUAGAAGAAGCCAAAGCAUUUUUAACCCCCGCAGUCCAAAGUACAGAAUCUCCAGAAUUAUCAUCUGAAGGAGAAUCUUCAUUAGGAUAUAGAUCAAUUAGUGACCCAGAAACAAAUUUAUUGAGACAGACAAGUAGGAGAGUAGUAAAUAUUGACCAAAGUCUAUUAAAGACCACAAAAUUCUUUUCAAAUAUACACCCUGAUGACUUGUUCCAAGCGAUUAAAUACUUUUUUGAGCUGAAAAAUGGGAAUGUGAAAAUUGAUCCGAUUAAUUAUGAAAUGAAGGCUAGGUUUAUAUACAAUGAGCAAGCUAUAGAAGUUAAUGUGUUUAUGACGUUGCAAAAUGAAAAACUGCUUGUAGGUCUCUCAAAAAUCUCAGGGUAUCAUUGGGAUUACUAUGAUGUAUAUAGGGAACUGCUGCAAGAGGUAGCAAAGCUGUAA